Molecule: messenger RNA, 907 nt
Organism: Anguilla rostrata (American eel)
Lineage: Eukaryota; Metazoa; Chordata; Actinopteri; Anguilliformes; Anguillidae
Product: synaptotagmin-14-like
Exons: 4
Coding region: 505-825 (106 amino acids)
Source: RefSeq, a predicted model, not a curated record
GCCCUCCAUUAGUACAAUUUCACUAUGGUAAUCAUUCAUUUUGUUUGCAUGCUAAUUCGAUACCAAUUUUAACUCGGUUAAAACUGGCACGAAACAGGAAUCCGAAACGUGCUUUAUUCAAAUUUAGUUAAGCACAGUGUGUCACACUAAAUUUGGUGUGGCAUGGUGUGCUCGGUAGGUGUGAUUUAGGCUACGCACCUGAGGCUGUGGUUAACCGUGGAACGACAGAAGGGAGGGUGCAGCACGUCACUGUUUGGAUGCCAGUGGGACCCACAGAAAAAGCAAGAGGGAGACAGGAAGAGGAACACAGACCGUAAAUGUGGUUGUUGAGAAAUGGCCUAGGAGCUGGAAGGAAAGGGCAAAGCGGCUGUUCAUUUCAGUAGCGUCCAAUUAGCAGCCGCUAUCCGUAUAGCUUUUAUCCGGAGAUAAUGUAACCAUUAAGGAAAGCGCAAACCGUGUGUGCCGCAUUCGGAUGAAAAACGUGGACAAUCCAGAUAUUCAACCAUGGCUUCUGAUAUCACUCCUGAGGCCAUCGGCUUCCUCUCGGCUGUGGGCGUCUUCGUGGUGGUGCUGGCUGUGCUCUUCCUCUUCAUCAACAAGAAGCUGUGCUUCUCCCGCGUGGGCGGCCUACCCUGCCUGGAGCAGUACGGCAGGAGGAAGCGCGCCAAGGACAAGGCCAGCAUCCACCAGGGCCUGGACCAAGACACGGCUCGUCAGUGCAGCUCUGGGGCACUUAUUCAUGAUCUCUACCUGUGUUCUAUAUUCCAGAAAAGGCUUGAUCGGUGUGCUGGGGGGUCCGCUGCUCCUCCUCACGGUGGGAUAUAGGCAGUCGGGUCUCGCUGUGCGUCCGCUGGCGUACAGUGAUGUCAUCUCCUCAGGAGGUGCAGGGCGGGGCCUCUGCGUUCUC